AUGUCCACCUCAGCUCUGCUCACAGCUCGAGCUCUUAUCCUCUUACAGCUGCUCUCUCGUCUACUCACUUUCGGCCUGAACCAAGCGCUGGUUCGCCUUGCCCCUCCCGAGGUCUUUGGGACCGCCGCGAUCCAAUUCGACCUCAUCUGCUCUACGACCCUCUUCCUCUCGCGUGAAGGGAUCCGCAAUGCCCUGCUCCGGUCUCCUAUUACCCCCCACUCGGGAAAGGACAAGUCUUCUCGCCGAGCGCAGGACAGACGACAAGCGACUAUGCCCUUUUGGCUCGGAAUAGCAGUCUCGGCUCUAACCGUCACCAUUUAUCUUACCCGGCUCCCACUCAGCACAUCCAGGCAGAAAGACUUCCAUCUUUCCCUGGCGCUGUAUGUGGUCUCGGCGCUCCUGGAGCUAGGGAUCGAGCCACACUAUAUCAGGGCGCUCCGAAAUGACCCGCCGAAGAUCAGGGUGAGGGUACAGGCGGAAGGAGGAAUGGCUAUCACGCGGGCGGUGACGACUGUGGGGUGCGUGGUGCUGUUUGACAGGCUAGGAAGAGGGGGACCGCUCCUCGCCUUCGCGGUGGGGCAGGCGAUGGGAGCGGUAUGGCUAGUGGGGAGGUAUGUGUUGGAGUUUGGGACUGAAGGGUUGCUCUGGUCGAGCCUGGAUAUGGGAGAGAAGCGCUUCAACGAUGCUACAACAUCUCUUGCGCUCGCAAACAUGCGCCAGAGCGUCGUCAAGCAUGUCUUGACCGAGGCAGAUCGGAUCGCUGUGGGCAUCAUAUGCCCGCUGGAGGAUCAAGGCGGAUAUGCCAUCGCCAUGAACUAUGGCUCUCUUGUAGCCCGGAUCAUCUUCCAGCCCCUGGAAGAGACACUCCUCCUCCACUUCUCCUCCGCACCUACCUCACCCUCUUCCAUCCGCCUACUCACCCUCGCCGUGCGACUAUCCGCCCACCUGCUCCUUCUCCUUCCCGCCUUCCUACCACCACUCUUACCCGCCCUCAUCUCACUCCUUCUUCCUCGGCGAUACCUCUCCACCUCCGCGCCUGAGAUCCUCGAGAUAUACCUCAAAGCCUAUAUCCCCCUUCUAUCUCUAAACGGCAUCCUCGAGGCCUAUCACGCAGCCACAGCGACACCAGCGGAGGUCAAGACGCAGAUCAAGUGGAUGAUCGCCUCUUCGUUCGGCUUUGUUGGCGCUCUGGUGGUCAACGCCAAGUCGGUCCGAUGGCAGACCGAGGCGACCCUCAUUUACGCUUCGUGUAUCGCUAUGGCGAUUCGGAUCAUCUACGCCUUACUACACGCGCAGAGGAGGGCGAGGGAAUGUGGAUCAGAACUGAGAGUGGGUUCGAUUGCACCCCGGAAGGCGGUGGUUGUGGUAGCGGCGGCAAGUGGGGUCCUGAUUCGCUGGCUUGCGGGGAAGGCCAGAUGGGAGAAUGGGUGGAAGGGGAGAGGGGAGCUCAUUUUGGCGGGGGCGGUCUUGGGCUUGGGCACUUUGGGCGCUGUUGGUUUGUCAGAGAAGAGAGACGUCCAAGAGGUCUGGAGGGUCAAGAAGGAAUAG
Molecule: messenger RNA, 1548 nt
Organism: Dioszegia hungarica
Lineage: Eukaryota; Fungi; Basidiomycota; Tremellomycetes; Tremellales; Bulleribasidiaceae
Product: oligosaccharide transporter
Exons: 3
Coding region: 1-1548 (515 amino acids)
Biological process (GO): glycolipid translocation; dolichol-linked oligosaccharide biosynthetic process
Cellular component (GO): endoplasmic reticulum membrane
Source: RefSeq, a predicted model, not a curated record